This is a messenger RNA of Phytophthora sojae, 528 nucleotides long. RefSeq lists its product as hypothetical. The transcript has a single exon. Lineage: Eukaryota; Oomycota; Peronosporomycetes; Peronosporales; Peronosporaceae. The record is from RefSeq and is a predicted model, not a curated record. The coding region runs from base 1 to 528 and encodes 175 amino acids.
AUGUAUCAAUGCGUUCGACGCAGCUCAAGCCAAAGCCAGCCUCGAAUUGAUUCAGUGCGUCGUAAAGCGGAGCCCCAGUCUCAACACGCCCAAGGCGGUGCGUCUUGCCGCUCAGAACCAAAAUCAGGUUUGUAUGCGGUGGCUCCUUGGCAAUUUGACAAGCUCGACGCCGAUUUGGUGGCGACUUUGGUCGGUAAAUACGGCUACUCGGAGGUGUUGGCGGUUCAAACGGAGAGCAAUCGGCUGGCUGCAGUCGCCUCUGCUGCACGCGAUGGUAAGCUUGACGUCAUGAAGCAGCUUUUCAAGGGGGAUCGAGAACGCUUUACGGGCACGCAGCGGAUCAUUCGCGCAGCUGUACAGAGUGGCCACAAGGGCGUCGUGCAGUGGCUGCGCCAGCACGUCGACUUUGAGGAACGCUACGCUUGGACUUUCAGUCCGAGAGUCGGUCGUACCAGACCUCGGGGUGAAGACGAUAUGCCUUUCGGCAUGCAGAUGUUGUUGGGGUUUGGACGCCGCCGCCUCAUGUAG